AUGUCUGAUAAAAAGUAUGGUCUUAUAGUACCAGAUAAAGGGAAAGUAAAACCAGUUUUCCUAGCGUCCAGGAAUGUUUUUGGAAAUGAUUCUGAUUCCGAAGAAGAGUUAACCAAAAAGCCAAUUUUGCUUCGGCCUAGUGGUAACACUUCUAGACAGUCAAAAAUUAACCAAGAAAAGGCCAUCUUGGAAGAUCCAACAGUGUACCAAUAUGAUGAGAUAUAUGAUGAUAUGACAAGUAAAAAAGAAAAGAUAAAACUUAAGAAUAAGGAAGAGAAAGCCCCACAAUAUAUAGAGAAUUUGAUGAAGGCAGCUGAUAAAAGAAAAAUAGAAAAUGAACGAAGAAUUGAAAGACAAAUACAAAAAGAAAGGGAGAAAGAAGGUGAUGAAUUUAAGGACAAGGAAGUAUUUGUUACAUCUGCAUAUAAAAAGAAGUUGGAGGAAAUGCGUUUAGAAGAAGAAAAAGAAAAACGUGAAGAAUAUUUAGAAAAUAUUGGUGAUGUCACUAAACAGAAGGAUCUAGGUGGUUUCUACCGUCACUUGUAUGAACAGAAGUUAGGAAAAGAUGAGAAGAAUGACAAAAAUGAUGAAGCUGUCGGUUCUGCACCUAGCAAAGUGUCAGAAAGUAAUGAAAAAAACCUUACUUUAAAAGCUACCGCUAGUCCACAUGAUGCUCAAAAGAAAAGAAAUUAUAGGAAGAGAAAGUCUUCAGAUAGCAGACCUUGCUUAUCUGAUGGUGAGAUUGAAGAGUCGGAAGAAGAAAUUAAUCGCUUUAACCUAGAUGACAUUAGAAAGGCUAAAAAGCAUAAGCUAGAUGAAAAUAUUGAUGCUGACUCAGACUUUUCAAUUGACGAAUCAAGCAACGAUGAAAAUGACAAGAAGAAUACUGAAGUUAUUAAUCAACUUACAAUUAAACCUACUGAAAAGGAAGUGAAUAAGCCUCUUCCGUCUAAAGAUGAUAAUGAACCAAGUGCAAUAAUAAAAAAUUCACAAGAAGUAAAGGAUACAGAUAAAAUAGAAGAACCUAAACCAAAAGUAGAUAUAUGGAAAAAGAGAACUGUUGGUCCAAUUUUUGAAGAAGCCUUGAAGAGGUAUUAUGAAAGAAAAGCGGGAAGGGGUCAUUAA
Molecule: messenger RNA, 1125 nt
Organism: Arctia plantaginis
Lineage: Eukaryota; Metazoa; Arthropoda; Insecta; Lepidoptera; Erebidae
Source: the annotation of a GenBank genome assembly